AUGUCUGCGUACGAUCACGGCAGAGUUGCUCAUUUCAUAGGGGGGAAUUCACUGGACAAGGCCCCAGCAGGCAAAGUGCAGGAUUUCGUCAAAACGAAUGGUGGACAUACAGUCAUAACCAAGGUUCUCAUCGCAAACAACGGUAUCGCCGCCGUCAAAGAGAUCAGAUCAAUCCGACAAUGGAGUUACGAGACAUUCGGCGAGGAGAGGGCCAUAGAAUUCACGGUGAUGGCGACUCCCGAAGAUCUCAAGGUCAACGCCGAGUAUAUUCGCAUGGCCGAUCGAUACAUCGAGGUUCCAGGCGGAACGAACAAUCACAACUACGCGAAUGUCGACUUGAUCGUCGAUGUAGCUGAGCGCGCCGGGGUACACGCAGUAUGGGCCGGUUGGGGCCACGCAUCAGAGAAUCCCCGUCUCCCUGAGAGUCUCGCAGCAAGUAAGCAUAAGAUUGUCUUCAUCGGCCCACCUGGAAGCGCCAUGAGAAGUUUGGGUGACAAGAUCUCGAGUACGAUUGUUGCCCAAAGUGCAGAUGUACCAACAAUGCCAUGGUCGGGCACAGGAAUCUCUGAUACGAUAUUAUCGCCCCAGGGGUUCGUCACUGUUCCCGAGAAGGCCUAUAUGGACGCGUGUGUCACGACCGUCGAGGAAGGUCUGAUCAAGGCGGAUACAAUUGGUUACCCAGUCAUGAUCAAAGCUAGCGAAGGUGGUGGAGGAAAAGGUAUCCGCAUGGUCGAUCGCCCCGAAGCAUUCAAAAACGCGUUCCAUGCCGUUGCAGGAGAGAUUCCAGGUUCGCCCAUCUUCAUCAUGAAGCUAGCUGGGAAGGCAAGACAUUUGGAGGUCCAGCUUUUGGCUGAUCAAUACGGAAACGCCAUUUCCCUAUUCGGACGCGAUUGCUCCGUGCAAAGACGGCACCAGAAGAUUAUCGAGGAGGCUCCCGUGACGAUUGCCAAAGAAGACACGUUCGAAGAGAUGGAACGCGCCGCUGUACGAUUGGCGAAACUUGUUGGUUAUGUUAGCGCCGGAACUGUUGAAUAUCUCUACAGUCACGCCGAUGAUUACUUCUACUUCCUCGAAUUGAACCCUCGUCUUCAAGUCGAGCAUCCGACUACCGAGAUGGUAUCCGGUGUCAAUCUCCCGGCCGCACAAUUGCAAGUCGCUAUGGGUGUUCCACUGCACCGCAUUCGUGAUAUCCGACAACUUUACGGCGUCGGCCCUCACGGCACGUCCGAAAUCGACUUCGAUAUGACAACUCCAGAGGCCAAUUCACUGCAGCGUAAGCCUCGCCCCAAAGGACAUGUUGUAGCCGUCCGUAUCACUGCUGAAAAUCCCGAUGCCGGGUUCAAGCCUUCUUCCGGGUCGAUCCAAGAGCUCAACUUCCGCUCUAGCACAAACGUUUGGGGUUACUUCUCCGUUACCACCGCAGGAGGAUUGCACGAAUUUGCUGAUUCACAGUUCGGUCACAUCUUCGCAUAUGGUGAAGACCGUUCGGAAAGUCGCAAGAAUAUGAUCGUCGCCCUAAAAGAGCUUAGCAUUCGUGGUGACUUCCGGACUACUGUCGAGUAUCUUAUCAAGCUCCUCGAAUUGGAAGCCUUCAAGAACAACACCAUCACCACCGGAUGGCUCGACUCUUUGAUCAGCAGCAAGCUUACGGCUGAACGCCCUGAUGCCACUUUGGCGGUUAUUUGUGGCGCCGUCACAAAGGCCUACCUUAGCUCGGAAGCCUGCUGGACCGAAUACAAGCGCAUUCUCGACAAGGGACAAGUCCCUGCGCGCGAUGUCCUCAAGACUGUUUUCAGUAUCGACUUCAUCUACGAAAACUUCCGAUACAACUUCACCGCUGCUCGCUCGGCUCUGACCACCUGGACGCUCUUCCUUAACGGUGGCCGCACUAUGGUUGGCGCUCGUCCCCUUGCUGAUGGUGGGCUUUUGGUCCUCCUCGACGGCAAGAGUCACGCUGUAUACUGGCGCGAGGAAGUCGGUGCUCUCAGAUUAAUGGUCGAUGCAAAGACUUGCCUAAUCGAGCAAGAGAACGAUCCUACUCAGCUCAGGAGUCCCAGUCCUGGUAAACUAGUCAGGUAUCUCGUUGACAGUGGAGAUCAUGUCAACGCUGGUGACCAGUACGCCGAGAUAGAAGUUAUGAAGAUGUACAUGCCUCUUGUCGCAUCAGAAGAUGGUACCGUUCAGCUCGUUAAGCAGCCCGGAGUCAGUCUUGAGCCUGGUGACAUUCUUGGUAUAUUGACACUCGAUGACCCCGGUCGUGUCAAACACGCUAAGCCAUUCGAGGGCCUCCUUCCAGCGUUGGGUCUCCCGGCUGUCGUUGGUGGAAAGCCGCACCAGCGUCUUUACCACAGCAUCGGCAUUCUUAACGACAUUCUAGAUGGCUUCGACAACCAGUCCAUCAUGAACUCUACUCUGAAGGAACUCCUCGAGGUCCUCCACGAUCCCGAACUUCCGUAUUCCGAGGUCAGCGCCAUCCUGGGUGCACUUUCGGGGCGUAUGCCCUCCAAGCUUGAAGACAGCAUCCGGGCUGCUCUGGACGCUGCUAAGUCGAAGAGCGGUGGACACAACGAGUUCCCUCAUAACCGAUUGAAGAGAAUCCUCGAACACUACGUUCAGGACAACGUCCUUCCUCAGGAUCGCGCUAUGUUCCGUUCGAAACUUGAGGCCUUCUUCGACGUUCUGGAACGCUACUCUGGUGGGCUGAAGGGCCACGAGCUUGCUACCAUCGCCAACUUGCUCGAACGUUACGAGUCGACGGAAAAGCUGUUUGGCGGCAGUAUUGAAGCCCGAGUCCUCGCGCUCCGUGAGGCAAACAAGGAUGAUCUCGACAAAGUCGUUGGCUUGGUCUUGAGCCACAUCAAAGCACAGAGCAAGGCUAAGCUGGUCCUCGCUCUUCUUGAUUGCAUCAAGUCUACCGGUUUGAAUGUUGCCAACACCGAGAGCAGACUUUACCAGGUUUUGCAGAAUCUAGCAGCCCUUGAAGCAAAAUCGUCAACGCAAGUCUCUUUGAAGGCUCGGGAAGUUCUUAUUCUAGGACAAAUGCCUUCAUACGAGGAGCGCCUACUUCAGAUGGAGACUAUCAUCAAGACCGCAGUUUCCAAUAACGUCUACGGCGAGCAGGAAACUGGCUCUCGCACACCGUCUGCUGAGAUACUCAAAGAACUAAGUGACUCGCGCUACACCGUGUUCGACGUUCUUCCCGCUUUCUUCAGCCAUGAAGACCCCUUGGUUACACUUGCCGCAUUGGAAGUCUACGUCCGCCGCUCCUAUCGUGCCUACUCGCUCCUGUCCAUUGACUACGAAGAGGGCGAUCCAGAGGAUGCCGAAGCUCCAUCCGUUGUGACAUGGCGCUUCAACCUAGGCCAAAGCCACUCCCCUCCUUCGACACCUCGUUUGGCGUUAGGAGAAAAUCGCCGAUCAGGCUCCGUCAGUGAUCUCACAUACUUGAUCAGUCGCAGCUACUCGCAGCCCGUCCGCACUGGUGCCAUCGCGUCGUUCGAUAACUUGGACGAUCUAUCGGGCGGCUUUGAUAGAGUUGUCUCCACGCUUCCACCGUUCGACUAUGCCGAAUUCCAACAACGCUACGGCGCCAACAGCCAAGCACCAAACGUCAUCAAUAUCGCCCUUCGUGUGUUCAACGAAGAAGAUGACAUGUCCGAUGAUGAAUGGUUCAAGGCCAUUAUUGCCUUCGUCAAUAGCAAGUCUUCGACUCUGGCCACCCACGGUGUCCGACGUAUCACCACCUUUGUUUGCCGCAGGAGUCAGUACCCUGUCUACAUCACACUGCGCGAGAUCGACGGUGCAUGGGGAGAAGAGCAGGCCAUCCGUAACAUCGAGCCUGCCCUCGCCUACCAACUCGAACUCAGUCGCUUGUCAAACUACAACCUCACGCCCUGCUUCGUCGAGACAAAACAAGUACACGUCUACCAUGCCGUGGCGAGGGAAAACCAACUCGACAAUCGUUUCUUCAUCCGUGCUCUCGUUCGACCUGGACGCAUUCGCGGUUCCAUGAGCAUGGCCGAAUACCUCAUCUCUGAAACUGAUCGUUUGGUUACUGGCGUUCUGGAUGCCCUGGAAGUCGUCAGCGCACAGCACAGGAAUGCUGACUGCAACCACAUCUUUAUGAACUUCGUCUACAACCUUCCUGUGACGUAUGACGAUGUCCUGGCUGCUAUUUCUGGUUUCAUCGAGCGCCACGGUAAACGCCUAUGGCGUCUCCACGUUACUGGUUCCGAAAUCCGCAUCGCAUUGGAAGAUAGCGAAGGAAACGUCACUCCCAUCCGUUGCAUCAUCGAGAACGUCUCUGGCUUUAUCGUCAACUACCACGGUUAUCAGGAAAUCACCACCGAUAAAGGAACUACCAUUCUCAAGUCCAUCGGCGAGAAGGGACCGCUGCACUUGCAACCAGUCCACCAAGCCUAUCCUACGAAGGAAUCCCUCCAACCGAAACGUUACCAGGCCCAUCUCAUCGGGACCACUUACGUCUAUGACUUCCCCGACCUCUUCUCGAAAGCGCUGCAAAACGUAUGGGUGAAAGCUCGCCAGACGAGCUCGUCGUUAGUGCCUCCAAAGAAGUACCUGGAUUCCAAGGAACUGGUCUUGGACGAGCAUGAUCAACUCGCUGAAGUCGACAGAGCACCAGGCAACAACACCUUCGGUAUGGUUGCAUGGGUAUUUACGCUACGAACCCCCGAAUUCCCUGAAGGUCGCAAGGUCGUCGUCAUCGCCAACGACAUCACCUAUAAGAUUGGUUCCUUCGGCCCCAUCGAAGAUCAGUUCUUCUAUCUGGUGACUCUAUACGCUCGCAACCUUGGUCUGCCGAGGAUCUAUCUAUCUGCGAAUUCCGGUGCUCGCAUUGGGUUAGCUGAUGAGAUCAUGAACCUCUUCUCGUGUGCGUGGAACACGCCAGAUCAACCAGAAAAGGGCGUCAACUACUUGUAUCUUACGCAUGAGAACUAUCUCAAGCUCCAGGAGAAGGGUGCUGGUGCAGUCCGCACCGUCGAGGUCGAAGAAGACGGCGAACGCCGCCACAAGGUCACCGACAUCAUCGGCCUGCAGGACGGCCUUGGUGUUGAAUCAUUGAAAGGAUCGGGCCUGAUUGCUGGCGAAACAUCUCGCGCUUACGACGAUAUCUUCACGAUCACCCUCGUUACUGCUCGCUCUGUGGGUAUCGGCGCCUACCUCGUGCGCCUCGGAGAACGUGCCGUGCAAGUGGAAGGCCAGCCUAUCAUCCUGACCGGAGCACCCGCGCUCAACAAAGUCCUCGGUCGCGAGGUCUACACGUCAAACUUGCAGCUCGGAGGUACCCAGAUCAUGUUCAAGAACGGUGUGUCUCACCUUACCGCCAGCAGCGACCUUUCGGGUGCAACCCAGAUACUCGAAUGGUUAUCUUAUGUUCCGGAGUUCAAAGGUGCUCCUCUUCCUAUCAUCGACUCCGUUGACCCGUGGGAUCGCGACAUCGGUUACACGCCGCCCAAGGGGGCUUACGAUCCGAGAUGGUUCAUCGAGGGUAAAGAAGACGAGACGUCCUCCGAAUGGCUCAGUGGUUUCUUCGACAAGGGCUCAUUCCAAGAGACGCUCAGUGGGUGGGCGCAGACCGUGGUUGUUGGACGUGCCCGACUCGGCGGCGUUCCGACGGGUGUCAUUGCCGUGGAGACUCGUACUAUCGAGCGUAUCGUUCCCGCUGAUCCCGCCAACCCGGCGUCGUUCGAACAACGAAUCAUGGAGGCCGGUCAAGUCUGGUAUCCCAACUCCGCCUACAAGACGGCCCAAGCCAUCUUCGACUUCAACCGCGAAGGCCUGCCUUUGAUAAUCUUCGCCAACUGGCGUGGCUUCUCCGGAGGACAGCAGGACAUGUACGACGAGAUCCUGAAGCAAGGGUCGAAGAUCGUCGACGGUCUGUCCAGCUACAAGCAGCCCGUGUUCGUGUACAUCGUGCCGAAUGGCGAACUGCGUGGUGGUGCUUGGGUCGUCUUGGACCCGUCCAUCAACACCGAUCAGAUGGAGAUGUACGCGGACGUCGACGCUCGUGCGGGUGUUCUUGAACCAGAGGGUGUCGUCGAGAUCAAGAUGCGUCGCGACAAGAUUCUGGCAUUGAUGGAGCGUCUUGACCCCGAGUACGCCUCGCACAAGCGCGACAGCAAAGACCCAGCUAAGAGCGAUGAAGAGCGCUCGACGGCGUCGGCUGCCCUCAAAGCACGGGAGACCUUCCUCCAACCAACUUACAAGCAAGUUGCGCUCUUAUACGCUGAUCUGCAUGAUCGCGUUGGACGUAUGGAGGCUAAAGGAUGCGCUAAGCCCGCGCAAUGGAAGAACGCUCGCCGCUACUUCUACUGGAGGCUUCGUGCUCGGAUCGCUCGUUCUCGUGCCCUCAGUCUCCUCGCUGAGGCCAGUCCUGAUUCGACUCCUGCUUACCGUUCGCGCCUAUUGGACAACAUCCUUUCCAUGGACGUCGAGUCGACGGACCAAGAGGUCGCCGAGUCCAUUGAGCAACUUGAUCUAUCGAAGACUCUUGUGCAGCUCAAGGCGGACGAUCUCAUUCGAAAGCUUGCUGCUCUUGCUGCUGAAGACCGUAAAGCGACGAUGGACGGCUUGACGCGGUUGGCGAACGAGUUGACUGACGACGAUCGUGCCACUCUCAUCAAUGUUCUGCAAGCCCCUAGGUCUCCUGGUCCCCCAUCGUACGGGACGUCGUAG
Messenger RNA from Pleurotus ostreatus (oyster mushroom), 6696 nucleotides. It is a transcript of the gene ACC1, whose product is annotated as acetyl-coenzyme-A carboxylase. The record is from RefSeq and is a predicted model, not a curated record. Gene Ontology annotation, molecular function: ATP binding; acetyl-CoA carboxylase activity; metal ion binding. The transcript has 13 exons. Gene Ontology annotation, biological process: fatty acid biosynthetic process. Lineage: Eukaryota; Fungi; Basidiomycota; Agaricomycetes; Agaricales; Pleurotaceae. Bases 1 to 6696 code for a protein of 2231 amino acids.